CAGGGAAGAUCGCCGUUCACGCUCGUCCCGGGAGGGGGCGAAGAGCCCGCGGCAAAGGGGAACCCGGCAGGCUCCCCCGCCUUCGCUGCCCCUCCGCCGCCACAGCCUCGGGGGGCCCGGGGCAAACAGAAGCCGGCCGGGGGCCUCCGGCUCCCUUGACCUGCGUGCUGGGCGCAUGUGCGUAGCGCUGCCUCUCCCCCCCCUCCUCCUCCCUGUGGGAAGCUGCCCCAGCGUUUGCUUCCUUCCCCACCUUCUUAGCUUACCGCUCCAGACUUCCUCCUCCCGGGGCCCGGCGCUCGCUCGCUCGCUCGCUCGCACGCGCUCGCGAGCCCCCGCCGCGAGCGCGAGCCUCGGCCAGGCGAGCGAAGAGGCAGGCAGGCAGGCGAGCGAGCGAGCGAGCGAGCGGGCGGACGGGAGAGCGAGCGAGCGAGCCAACGAGAGCCGAGGCAGCGGGAGCGGCAGCAGCCAAGAUGGAGUCGCGGCUGAACCUGCAGGGAGCGAGCGAGCGUGUCUAGGGCUCCCGGCCCGCCGCUUGGACCGGCCGGGGGCCCAUGGCCUGGCCCCUCUCAGGCCCCCCUUGGCUUCUCCCUCGGCCGGCGCCGCGGGGCUCCGGCGACUAGCCGCCCUUCGCCAGGGAAGAAGCGCUGGGGCGCUCUCCGUUUCUGCGCCGCCGGGGAUCCCGCGCUCCGAGCCUCCCGGCACGAUGCUGCCGUCGCAGGAGGCCUCCAAACUGUACCAUGAUAACUACAUGCGGAACUCGCGGGCCAUCGGCGUGCUCUGGGCCAUCUUCACCAUCUGCUUCGCCAUCAUCAACGUGGUCGUCUUCAUCCAGCCUUACUGGAUCGGCGACAGCGUCAGCACGCCCAAGCCGGGCUAUUUCGGCCUCUUCCACUAUUGUGUGGGCAACGAAGGCAACAACCGGGAACUCACCUGCCACGGCUCCUUCGCCGACUUCCGCAGCAUUCCCUCCGGCGCCUUCAAGGCCGCCUCCUUCUUCGUGCUGCUCUCCAUGGUGCUGAUCUUGGGCUGCAUCACUUGCUUUUCCCUCUUCUUCUUCUGCAACACGGCCACGGUCUACAAGAUCUGUGCUUGGAUGCAGCUAUUGGCAGCUCUCUGCCUGGUGCUGGGCUGCAUGAUAUUCCCAGAUGGCUGGGACUCAGAAACCAUCAGGGACAUGUGCGGGGAGAAGACGGGGAAGUAUUCGCUGGGCGACUGCUCUGUGCGCUGGGCUUAUAUCUUAGCCAUCAUUGGCAUCUUGAAUGCCCUUAUCCUCUCCUUCCUGGCCUUCGUCCUCGGCAACCGGCAGAACGACCUGCUUCUAGAGGAGCUCAAAACAGAGAACAAAGAUUUUGUUGGCACUGCGAGGAUAUAAUGUAGAAGAGGCAGGAAGCCCCUUUCACUGGUACCUGGACUCUCAUCCUUUCCUCCUCAUUUCCCUCAUGGCCUUUCUUUUGCGGCUGCCAACCAGGGGGAAAACCCUGCCCCACUCCACGGUGUCCGAAUUCGCCGAUCUCACCUGCGUGCCGUUUCCAGAGACAUGGCCAUCCCUCAUGAUCUGCCAGCUUUGACUCGUAUUCCCUCUGCUGAUUG
This is a messenger RNA of Crotalus tigris (Tiger rattlesnake), 1590 nucleotides long. It is a transcript of the gene LHFPL4, whose product is annotated as LHFPL tetraspan subfamily member 4. The coding region runs from base 176 to 1372 and encodes 398 amino acids. Gene Ontology annotation, molecular function: GABA receptor binding. Gene Ontology annotation, cellular component: postsynaptic membrane; inhibitory synapse; plasma membrane. Gene Ontology annotation, biological process: sensory perception of sound; gamma-aminobutyric acid receptor clustering. Lineage: Eukaryota; Metazoa; Chordata; Lepidosauria; Squamata; Viperidae. The record is from RefSeq and is a predicted model, not a curated record. The transcript is spliced from 4 exons.